UAUUUUAAGUUAUUGUUUCUUAACAUAAUCAUGGCUCGACGUUAUGAUACACGUACCACAAUAUUUUCGCCGGAAGGUCGGCUGUAUCAAGUUGAAUAUGCUAUGGAAGCUAUAAGUCAUGCGGGAACAUCGCUAGGCAUUCUAGCCACAGACGGUAUAUUACUAGCAGCAGAACGUAGAAAUACGAAUAAACUUCUGGAUGAAGUAUUCUUUUCUGAGAAGAUUUACAAGUUGAAUGAUGAUAUGGUGUGUUCUGUCGCUGGUAUCACAUCGGAUGCUAAUGUUCUUACUAACGAACUCAGAUUGAUUGCUCAACGGUACUUACUGCAGUAUGGAGAGUCAAUUCCUUGUGAACAAUUGGUGUCUUGGCUAUGUGAUGUCAAACAAGCCUACACACAAUAUGGAGGAAAGCGUCCAUUUGGAGUCUCAAUUCUUUACAUGGGAUGGGAUAAGCAUUAUGGCUACCAGCUGUACCAAUCGGAUCCCAGUGGAAACUAUGGUGGCUGGAAAGCUACUUGCAUUGGAAACAAUAGUGCAGCUGCUGUGUCAAGUCUGAAACAGGAGUAUAAAGAGAAUGAGACAACAUUGGCUGAGGCACAAGCCUUGGCUAUCAAAGUACUAAGCAAGACACUUGACAUGACAAAAUUAACUCCAGAGAAAGUGGAAAUGGCAACACUCACUAGAAAAGACAAUAAGACUAUUAUUAGAGUCCUCACCAGCACUGAAGUGGAAAAACUAAUUGCAGCCUUUGAAAAGAGUGAGGCUGAAGCAGAAGCCGCUAAGAAGCAACCACCCAAAUCCUAAUUUUUAUGUCAUUUAUUUGCAUUAAGUAUUUUUGUAAACAGUAAACCUUUUAAACUAUAA
Achroia grisella is the source of this 864-nucleotide messenger RNA. RefSeq names its product proteasome subunit alpha type-4 (gene Prosalpha3). The transcript has 7 exons. The record is from RefSeq and is a predicted model, not a curated record. Bases 31 to 804 code for a protein of 257 amino acids. Gene Ontology annotation, cellular component: proteasome core complex, alpha-subunit complex; nucleus; cytosol. Gene Ontology annotation, biological process: ubiquitin-dependent protein catabolic process. NCBI's taxonomy places the organism in Eukaryota, Metazoa, Arthropoda, Insecta, Lepidoptera, Pyralidae.